UUUUUUACAUCAAUUAAAUUAUUUCCUAAUCUAAUUAUUGACAGAUUGUUUUUGCUAAUUUUUUAUCUACUAGUUAAUUGAUUUGUGAACAUCAUGCUACUCGAUUAAAGGUUCAUUCAUCUACAAUUAUUAGUGAUUAUUGAAUGAACAUCAAUUUUAACUUGUUGAUUAAAUUCUGGAUCAAUAUUUCUCUCAAGCCUUGUAAUUUUUUGGUUCUAUUUUUGGCUCCAUCUAAUGAUUAUUCAGAAAGUCUUUGACAAAAAAGUGUUUUUACAUUUAAUAUUGAAAAUUGACCGAAUGUUGAAAAGCUGACUCAAUCAAUUAUCGGAGUCCAAUAGAGGGCAGAACACCAAAAAUACAAAUUCAUUGGUAAAAAUUGAUUAACAAUUAACUAUGGAUAAGGAUCAGACCCCUCUUGUUUACGGUCUUGGACUAUCUGUAUGCAAUAUCUGAUAAAGUGUUUCAUGUUCUGUGUUAAUAACUUUCAUCGGAAAUGUAUCAACAGCAAACUAAAUCAUCUUCAGCAUCAUCCAACAAAUUUUUGGCACCCUCUCGCUUACCUCGUAAAGGUCUUUCAUCAAGUCCAGUCCCUCCUCCAUCCAAGCCACCAAGAACUUUUGCCCAUGAUGUCUAUCUAAAUGCCAAGAACAGUCUUCGACCCACUGGUACAGUUACUCCUAUAGUGACUCGGCGUGUUCGUUCACCAUUACCACCAAUUACUUCCAUAAAAGAGAAAGCCAUCAAUAGUCCAUACCAUUAUUCUAAUCAUAUUUAUAGUUCCAUUGAUGAUGACAAAACUUACUUUCGCAAUGCUACUUUGCGGCGUCGGUCAAAAAGCUUCGAGCACAUUUACGCUGAGCCUGAAUCACCAAUCAAAGAUGAUAUUGAAGUUAGUGAAAAGUUCAGAAAACUCCGUAAUAAAGUAACUCCAGCGGAUGUUGAUCCCUACAUGGUUACAGAUUUAUUCAAUGCAAAGGAAACCCCUAGUAAAUCAAGUCGCAUUAAGGAUAUUAUAAAACAAUCGUUUUCCGCCCUCCGACGAUUUACUCGUUUAGCUCAAUUUGAUCGGCCAGAAUUCGAGGAUGACACUGCCAGCGAAAUCAGUCCAUCAGAGAUUGCUGAACGUAUUAUCUAUGUAAAAACCCUAAAACGAAAUCAUACUCUUGAAACCUCCGAUUAUUACAGCUCUGUAGCUGAUACCAAAACAGAAGUUAGCCUUUGUCGAUGUUGCUUGAUCAUAAAAGAUGAUGGGUCAACAACCAUUAUACCAAGAAAUGUUAAGCUCAACAAUACCAAGUUAAUUGAGGAGUUAACCGAUUUUCCUGGACUCGAUUUUGAUUACUAUUGGUUCACUAUUUGGACGAAAGACGAUAAAUUUCUUUAUGCUUACUGUGAACGCCAGAAUCGUUAUAAACGCCGGGUUUGCAUUGUAUCUGAUGUUUAUUUUCCUGAACUGUAUAUAAGAAUCUUUAAAGCCCUUGGUAGUAAGGAAAAUAUUGACCCACCGGUUAUAUCAUUUCUUAAAAAGAAAUGUUGUGCACUACCUGGAGACGAUUUAAACUACCUUUUUCUUCUUAAUGUUCAAGUUCCUUAUGACUGCCAAAUUAGUUUAACCAAACAAUCAGAUCUUCUUUAUCUGAUAAGCCCUUCCUUAUUGAUGAUGUGCAUCGCCACCUUGAUUCAUGAACGCCGAGUGGUACUCGUUUCACGUCAAGAACAACGCCUUAUUUCAUCUUGUCGUCAACUUGUUUCACUACUUUAUCCACUUUCUUGGGAUUACAUGUUUUGGCCUUUAGUUCCUUCCAACCAUUUGUCACUUUGCUCAGCUAUUAAUAUGCCUUUCCUGAUCGGUAUUCAAUCACGGAAUGUGUGGAAGUUUAUCAACGCCAUUAAAAAACGUGAUGAUAAAUUGCUUAUCAUUGACUUGGAUCGAAAUUUGGUUCUCAUGGAGAUUGGCGAUGAGUCCAAAAUAAUUCCUGCUAAAAUAUCAAAAGCUGUUAAACUUGCUCUUGAUUUAUGUCUUUCUAUGAAUGAUCCUCAAGAUAAAUACCGUGAUGGAGUUACCAGAGAAGCCUUUAUUGAAAUGUUCAUUGAACUCAUAGGAACAGCUCGUCUCUUUGUGACAGAAGACAGUUUCUCGCGAGAAGCUUAUAUAGCAUCAAUUAAAAGUCGUAGUCAUCAAUCAUUUCUUCAAUGGUUCACCGAGACUCGGUUGUUUAACAAUCACAUUAAAUUCAAUCAGCUGCGAUUAAUACAAUCACGAAUCCAUCCAAAAUAUAAUCAUUUCCUUCAAAUGGGACUAUUUGAGAUGAAAUCUCUUCAAAUUAUCAAUGAAACUCAAAGUAAAACAACUAAAUCUCUUUUCGGCAAAUUCAAGAUAUAAAUAUCUUACCAAUCAGUAUCGAACCAAACUCUUAAGAAGCACCUUCAUAAACAGAUAAACAGCUGAUGGUUUUACAAAAGAUCUGAGACAAAAAACAAAGCAAAGUGUAAUUAUCAUUUCCAACAUCAUGACCAAAAUCAAAAGCCUUUCAAACUAAUGUUUUUGUUUUGUUCAUAUUUUAACUCGCACUGUUAUUAUCAUCACUUAUUAUCAUUAUUUUUAUUAUAAAUUUUUGCUCUUACCACAAUUUUAAUGAUCUAAAUGUCGAUAGAAGUUAAUUUUUUACCAGCAAAAUUAAAUUUGAA
This is a messenger RNA of Tetranychus urticae (two-spotted spider mite), 2688 nucleotides long. RefSeq names its product DENN domain-containing protein 2A. Gene Ontology annotation, cellular component: intracellular membrane-bounded organelle; cytosol. The record is from RefSeq and is a predicted model, not a curated record. Gene Ontology annotation, molecular function: guanyl-nucleotide exchange factor activity; phosphatidylinositol phosphate binding. Gene Ontology annotation, biological process: endocytic recycling; endocytosis. NCBI's taxonomy places the organism in Eukaryota, Metazoa, Arthropoda, Arachnida, Trombidiformes, Tetranychidae.